GUGUGAUUUAGUGCCAGUGUUUUUUUAAUAAUUAAUAUUAAAUCUUUUUUAUUAUAAAUAUGAGUGGCAGUAUCCAGUGCACUCAGUGCUCUAAAUCAUUUAAAUUGAAAGGUUCAUUAUAUAGACAUAUUAGGGGAAAGCAUGAUGAAGAACCGAUACAUUUUAAAGCAACCUUAGAAUGUAUUCAUUGUAAAAAGGCACUACAUUCGAAAUUUGGUCUCAAGAGACAUAUUGAACAUUAUCACUCCUCCAGUCUUCACACUACUUCUGCUCCCAUUGAUCAUAAUAAGAUACAAUCCACCAACCCUCAGUCGCCAAGCUCUUCCUCUCAUCACCAAACUACUGUUGUACCUUCCACAACAGAACUUACAACAUAUUCCAAUAAUCACCGUAUUAAUCCUACAACAUCCCUUGCUCUCCAUUCAUAUGCUGAAUUCGUUCAUCCAACACCACCAUCCACUCCCCUUAUUUCUGGCUCUGAUUUCUUCGUUAACCAAUUUGAUGUUGCCACUAACUCCAAUGGACCUCUUUCACCGCAACCUCUUCCAACUACAGAUUCUGACACUUGUCCAGUGUCACCAGAAUUAUCCUCUCCAAAGACUCCCCUAUUUUCACCAAGUAGUGUUUCAGAACAGUUUGAGUAUUUUUCAGGACCGCCAAGACACAGUCGCAUCAUAUGCCCCUUGAAAGAUUGCAAAAGGUCAUUUACUAGAUACAGUCCUUUACAUACCCAUCUACAACUUGACCAUCAAAUACAUAUUGAAAGUGAAGAAAUAUCAUUUUCUUCUAUUAAUGAUUUUGAAACAUGGAAAAAUGAUAUGGAACAAUGUCAUUUCUACAGAUAUGUAAAAAACAGUAUAGGGUACAAAAUGAAAAAUGGACACAAAGUGGUAUAUUACUGCCAUCGUUCAUAUGCUUAUGAAGAGAAGAAAGGUGCAUUUCAAAAGAAAAGCAAGAAAAUCGGAUAUGCUUGUCCAGCACGUAUUGUCUGUACAAUAUGUAAUGAUGGUCAAGUAAACAUUGAAUAUUUUAAGACCCAUGUGGGCCACGAGAUUAUUCUAAAAUAUUUGCCACUCGACCAACAAUCAAAAAAUCUCAUCAAAGAUAAAAUUUUAGCUGGAGUUGACGACGGCAUCAUUGUAGAAAGUGUUCGUGAAGCUUCAUUUAACAACGAAUUACCUUUGAGAGCUUCUCUGAUCACAAAAAAAGAUAUACGGAACAUCAAAAACCAAGUUUUACCAAAACAGGCGACAGUACUAUCAGCAAAUCAGGAAAAAGAACUUUGUAGGACGGAAGAAAAAUCUGAAGAGUUAAAUAAUUUAAAAAAACCGACUACUAGCUAUUCUGAUGAUGAAGAUGCUGAAGAUCUAGACUAUGAUUUUUUGACAGAAUUAAUGCGCGAGAUUAUGAAAAAAUAG
Messenger RNA from Ctenocephalides felis (cat flea), 1418 nucleotides. RefSeq lists its product as uncharacterized. The transcript is spliced from 5 exons. Lineage: Eukaryota; Metazoa; Arthropoda; Insecta; Siphonaptera; Pulicidae. The coding region runs from base 60 to 1418 and encodes 452 amino acids. The record is from RefSeq and is a predicted model, not a curated record.